AUGAUUCCGAUAGUUGAGACAUCUCAUCUAGUGAAUCGUUCCUCGUUUCGUAAGCGGAAGAAGCGAGUAGCUGCUGCUUGCGACUUCUGCCGGCGGAGGAAGCUGGGAUGCGACAAUGCCGCGCCGCGGUGUGGCAGUUGCCAGUCCCACCAGAAACAAUGUACCUAUGCAUAUAGGCCCUCAAAUUCUCGGAUCAAACAGUUAGAGGAAGAGAAUGCGAGACUUCGCGGAUCUUCUCGAGCCUCUGAACUGCAGAACGCCGAAGUACCACCGAAUACAGAGAGCGUGGAGCGGAUACUGACAUUGGUCCAUUCAUCUCCCAUGCCUCAUCAUACCGAACAUGGUGCAGUCGAGGAAAUCCUCGACCUGCCUGACGAGCCUGUAACGGCAGCUCCAGUUCAGCAUGUACUCCGACAUCCCAGCCCAACGGUAACUCGGCGCUACACAUCAGGACCUGAUCGCGAGAACCGUUUUCAUGGCCCUUCAAGCGCGAUGUUUGAUGGACCACGCUCGUCACACAAACCUGUUGGCGAUUCUGAUACACCGGACGAUGUGUACAAGAAAUGCCAGCUCUUAGCAGAAGCAACAAGGCAACGACAAAUGGAGAUGAUCAAUUCUAAAUCUGGAAAAUUAGACUUUGACGGAGUGGAGCCUGAAAUGGCGAUGAACAUGUUAACCAUCUUUUGGAAUCGUCAACAUCACUCUGGCUCUAUCGUCUACCGGCCGGCUUUCAUGAGAGACAUGGCUUGUAAUGGGCCGCUGUUUUCAAAGUUACUGCUAAAUGCAAUAUAUUUCUCUGCCUCGGAGUAUUUGUCCCGAGCCGCAGCAUCAGGACUGGAAGGGAUAAUGGCCACACGGUGCGAAGUUGCGGACAACUGUACCACUGGACUCGAAUUCCGACGAAGGAUCGACGACAUGUUGCAUGAUCCGGAGACACGGCUGCUAUUCAAGAGCGAAGUGACUACAAUCCAGGCCCUCAUCAUAGUCUCGGAUGCUCUGUUCUCGUGGUGUGACGAGAAAAGCGCAUCAUGGCAUUACUCAGGCAUUGCCAUCGGCAUGAUUACUGACCUUGGCCUUCACUCGGAGAGUGUCAACCUGAGCGUCACCUCUAACCGCUCCUUAGAGAAUAUCGAGACCCAUCGGCGAUUAUUUUGGGCUGCUUUUGCAAUGGAUAAGCUCCAGUCCAUCUAUCAGGGUCGUCCCUCCCGUCUACGAGAGCCGGAUAACAACGUACCAAUACGUUUCCUUGACGAGUUCGAUGAGCUCGAGCCAUUUCAUACGAUUGGCUAUGCUGCUAAGCCAACGUUUCUUGGCUCCCCAGGGUAUAGCGUCUCGACAUUCGAGCAACUCUGCAAGCUGAGUCUCAUCAUGGACCGUGUCCUUUGCAACCUCUACACAGAGAGAAGCUCUCAAAGAAACCCUGAAGAUCUCGUUCACAUAGCGUCCUGCUUAGAUGAGGACUUGAAGACUUGGAGAGGUAGUUUGCCGCAACAUAUUUCGGUCCUUCUGGAGGAUCUUACAAGUGCGCCAAUUCUACCUCAUUUGAUCUCAUUGCUUGCAUUGUAUAACGCGACCAUCAUACUCCUUCACCGGCCGUUCGUGUCCGAUGGGCAUCUCCAAUCGGCCGACCAGUCUCGCGUGAGCCAGUCGUUUGCUGUCUGUGCAGCUGCAGCCUCGGACGUGAACGGCCUCCUGCAGGCAUUUCGGCCAAACUUCUGUGUCAAGGCCACACCAUACGCAAUGUCGUAUGCAAUCUACGUUAGCGCAACCAUCCACUUGCGCAUCGCGGCACAAAGGCGACCCGGGUCUGAGGCUCAUAGAAGUCUUCGAAACUGCCUCGACGCGCUUUUCGAACAUCAGAUGAUGUCAUAUGCGUCAAGACGCUGCCUGAGCAUUCUCAAGGGCCUCAUGAAGCGACUGAAAGUGGAUGUUUCGGACUCAACUGGAUCUGCUAGUAGUCAUUCAUUUGAGCCGGGUGCUGUAAGCACGGGCGCAAGUGCAGCCCCAAGCGAGAUACCAACACCUUUGGCCCCAAAUAACCCACAAGGCAUCAUUGUUGCCGAUGGCAGUUACUCAGCUGACAUUCAGACUGGGAUGGUGACACCAUGGUCUGGUAUUGACAUUGCUGAAAUCGUCAAAACCUUCAACCUGUCGCCUCCGAGCGCAGUCUACGACGACUCGGGGCUCGUUGAUGGGCAAGCGGACGAUUGUAUAGAUAGAACCUUUCAGGAUUUAGACACGUUUACGUCUUUUGACGCUCUCUUCGGGCUUGACAUACAUUAA
Trichoderma breve is the source of this 2283-nucleotide messenger RNA. RefSeq names its product fungal specific transcription factor domain-containing protein. Bases 1 to 2283 code for a protein of 760 amino acids. Gene Ontology annotation, molecular function: DNA-binding transcription factor activity, RNA polymerase II-specific; zinc ion binding; DNA binding. The transcript has 6 exons. Lineage: Eukaryota; Fungi; Ascomycota; Sordariomycetes; Hypocreales; Hypocreaceae. Gene Ontology annotation, biological process: DNA-templated transcription; regulation of DNA-templated transcription. The record is from RefSeq and is a predicted model, not a curated record.